Molecule: messenger RNA, 3105 nt
Organism: Carassius gibelio (silver crucian carp)
Lineage: Eukaryota; Metazoa; Chordata; Actinopteri; Cypriniformes; Cyprinidae
Gene: paqr6
Product: progestin and adipoQ receptor family member VI
Exons: 8
Coding region: 457-1458 (333 amino acids)
Cellular component (GO): membrane
Molecular function (GO): signaling receptor activity
Source: RefSeq, a predicted model, not a curated record
AUGAGAGAAAGCUCGCGCGCGCCGCGGAGAGGGUGGGAUUUCCACUGCUGUUUGUGUUGCUUUCCCAAGGAAUGUGAGGGACACACCAAGCCCGGAUGAUUUUCAGGGCUGUCCACUAACUUUAGGACCUAGCUCGGCCAUGGAACUGUAGUUAUUUCGCGCUUUCCCCCCACUAAUUGUAACUCCUCGGAUCCCAAACUGGCGACCUCACAUCUCCAGCUGGCACGCGCAAAUGAUCUCAUAGACCAGAUCAAGCUCAAAGUGUUUCCUGCGUGGCGGGGGACUGGAGAGGGUCAUGGUUGGGGCUGGGCUCAGUGUGUGAGGUGGGAGGCUGGGGAAGGGGGCCCGUCCCGGGGUCUGGAGUGUCCGCUGUGGUGCGUCCUGUGUCGAGGAGGCAAGGAGAGACUCAAGCAGGCCUGUCAGAGAGGGAGGGGAGCGCUGCGCCUGCCCGCAGACAUGCUGAGCCUCAGACUUCCACAGCUCUUUGACAUCCACCAGGUGCCAAAGGUGUUUCGAGAGGACGGCAUCAUGUCCGGGUACCGUCAUCCCAGGAGCUCAGCCCUUGACUGCAUUCUCAGCAGUUUUCAAAUGACCAACGAGACGGUCAAUAUCUGGACCCACUUCCUGCCGACCUGGUACUUCCUGUGGCGGUUCAGCAUGCUGUGCACUUCUCUGGACUUCCUGACGGACAGCUACACCUGGCCUCUGCUCGUCUACAUGCUUCUGAUCUGCCUGUACCCCUUCACCUCCAGCUGCGCUCACACCUUCAGCAGCAUGUCAGCCGAGGCUCGUCACAUCUGCUACUUCUUCGACUAUGGCGCGCUCAGCCUCUACAGUCUCGGCUGUGCUAUCACAUACGGCUCUUAUGCGAUGCCCGACUGCUGGGUAAACAGUUGGCUUCAUCAGCAUUUCGUGACCAUCGGUGUCGCCAACUCGCUCUUCUGUACCAGCAUGUCCUGCUACUCCAGGUUCGUAGAGUUGCAGUUCCCACAUAAAAGUAAAAUCUUGCGAACGGCCGCGUUUAUCGUCCCCUUCCUCUUUGAUAGCUUCCCACUGUUCUACCGCCUGCUGUCAUGCUGUUGGGGGAGCUGUAGUCCCAGUGAAGCUCUGGCCAGCCACUCUUACCAUCUGCUCUUUGCGUUCCUCACAUGCUUCCUGUUUGCCUCUCACCUCCCCGAGAGACUGGCUCCUGGACGCUUCGACUACAUCGGUCACAGUCACCAGCUCUUUCACGUUUGUGCAGUGGUGGGCACCCAUUUCCAGAUGGAGGCGGUAUUGACAGACAUGGCGUCUCGCAAAGAUUGGCUGACGUCGCACUCCUCUUUACCUUCGUUUCCGGCCACUGUGGGGGUUCUCGUGCUGGGCGUCCUGCUCAACCUGGGCAUCAUUGGCAUCUUUAGCGCCGGAUUACCACGAACACCUCGCCAAAGCACUUCGGCCCACCUUCAUCAGGAGUAACGAGCUCUCUUGACCACUCCACACCUCACUGUGCACCUUUCUGGACAAUCGUGCACUUAUACAGUCACUUUCACUGAUACAGAAGCCUUGAUACUUUUAUACUGAGAAGCUUAACGUUUAUACAAUUCAAGAUUGUUGAUUUUAUACUCACGGUUUAUUAUCUCAGCCAAAAAUCCUAAAGAUAAUCGCGACCUUUCAGGAGUUAUUUGAUUUGAUUGUUUAGUCAUCGAUAUGAAAGGUUGAGGGUUAAAUGAUUUAGAUUUUUACAGGUUAUAUUCUAACAUAGCUUUUGUUUUUUGUUUUUAUAAACAUAGAUGUUUGUGUAACACUAACUGGGAAAUGAUAACAUAGCAUUAAUCAGGGAUUUUAUAUUUGCAUUAAUAUUAUCAUGAGUAACAUCAUUAAUACAGUUAAUCCAAUAUCAUGAUGUUGCAUAUCAAAAUACACAAAAAUUAAAAUGACUUGCAGGUGGGUAAAUAAGUGUGCUAUUUUGAAUGCUUGUAUCUAUAAUGUCCCUUUUAAUCAUGAUUUAAUGGAACACCUUUGAAUAAUCUUACAGGUUCGGUAACUAAUGAAGGGCUGUUUUUAGAAAACAUAUUUCCAUUUUUACUACAGCACGUCUAAAUCUCAUUCUCCUACUAAACCGCAUCUCAUGGGAUUAUGGGGCUGCACUGGAGUCCUUCACUCUCGUUUGGAGUUAUGUGUCACGUAUCCAUGGUAUUGUUUUGUUCAUUGCAGGUUUAUGGCAUUCAGUACACUCUGCUUCUAUUCAUACACAAGGUUUUUAUAUUUAAUUGCAUUUUGUUAAUGCACUUGUGGAUCCAGUGCAAACUCAAAAUAGGUUUUUCAUUCAUGUAAUUAGCUGCAUUCUGUUCUUAAAUCAGAAAUCAAAGCUAAUCGUUUCGUAUGGCUAAGCUGUUAACCUAAGUCUCUCAUUUUGUCCUUCUUUUUUGUUGUUGUUUGUUUCGUCUGACCUAGUGGUACAGGACAGAUAUGUUGGCUUGUAAUUCAGUGCAAUUAAUGCUGCGUAAAGGCAGUAGUUUCGGAAACCUUUCUAACAAGCUCCAAAGGUUGGUCACUUGGUGGUAAAGAUAUUUUAAUUGGAGUAUAUGAAAGGGAUCUUGGGUUAAAAAGGAAAAGUAGGUGCUUCAGUGGUUAGUGAAGGAAAUGUCUAUUAGUAGUACGACAGCAGAAAUUGUGGUAGGUGUGUGUUUUUCUAGCUCCAGCCCCGCUGGAGUGUGUUCUUCUGCUCAAAGAGGUUUAGAUGUGAAUGUGACUGGUCACAAUAGUAUUUUGUGCACUAGAUUUAAAUGAAGCGUAAAAGGUUUUGGAUUCCAAAUCCCUGUCUGUUUGUUGGCCCAAAUGAAUGUAUUGCAGUUUUGAAAACUGUUUUAAAGCACCGUUUAAUGUUACGAAGUAGCAUUUCAAAAUUACCAAGGAAAUUGAAAUUAUUUAAUUUGUGUUUUUAAAUGUUCUGGAAAUGUUCUUUUUUUUUUACUAUAAUGCUUCCCUUUAAAUCUGAGAAUUGAAAUAUGCAGUUGUUAUCGCAAUGUCUUUUAUUUGCCAUUGUCAAUUUUGAAAUAUGUUUGUAACAAAUGUGAAAAAUAUGUAAGUGCCUGGAAUUAAACUGACUAACUGUUCACUGAA